GGGGGAAGGGGGAAGGAGUGACGGUGUGAGUUAAGCCUAUUGUAGGUGAAGGGAGGCCUGCAUAUCCGAAUGUAUGGCGAGGGUGGUGCGCAGGGGAGAAGGAGUUGGCAUGAGACGAUAUCUGGUCUUGGACUGGUCUUGGCUGUCGUUCCUAUGGAUGAUAAUGGGUGGGGUAUCGGGCGGCGUUGUUGCACACGAUUCUGUAGGCAGGUCCGGACCCCUAAGCUAUAGUUUAAGCUUUGGGGGCAUUACUCCCAUCAUGUGGGAGAUGGCAUGGGCCACGGUGUGGAUAAGGUCAGGUCAGGCGCCGAGGGAAUUCUUAGCUUGCGCGAUGGAAAGGGGUACAUCUCGCUUGGGUUUUCUGGCUUUGUUCUUAUUCUCUUUGGGGCUGUGCGCGAGGCUUCAACACCAUGGAGUCGUACGAAUGGGGCUACAGGGUCAUCGGCCUUGCACUGUAGGGUCUUGUUUGCGGGUUUAUGGGCUCAACCCCGUCCAUCCCGUCCCUCUCCAGAAGAUCCAAAACCCUCUCCUACCAACAGUAACACCGUCAUACUCUGAGCCUCCGAUUAAGAUGGUCGUGGAGUGAUCCUACAAUAAAGGGUAUCGACCCCAUUCCAUGGUAUAUUUCCAUGGGCAAAGCGCAAGGCGGACGCCAAGAAUGCCUUGCCUGAUGCCUGCUACAUCUGGAAAUUCAGAGCCAUUUGUAAGCACCUAAUUCACGCAAGCAAGUAUGCGGCUCAAGGACCGGAGAUAUCUUGUAGAGAGACGAUAUUUUACGUCAUUGAGGGGUUAUCUUGGGGGAUACCGAGUCUGUGUGGCCAAGAGAUCGGGGUUCGGGGGUGUCAACUUCAUUGGCAUGCGCCG
Messenger RNA from Phialemonium atrogriseum, 864 nucleotides. RefSeq lists its product as uncharacterized. The transcript has a single exon. The coding region runs from base 74 to 586 and encodes 170 amino acids. The record is from RefSeq and is a predicted model, not a curated record. Lineage: Eukaryota; Fungi; Ascomycota; Sordariomycetes; Cephalothecales; Cephalothecaceae.